Molecule: messenger RNA, 404 nt
Organism: Dentiscutata erythropus
Lineage: Eukaryota; Fungi; Glomeromycota; Glomeromycetes; Diversisporales; Gigasporaceae
Source: the annotation of a GenBank genome assembly
CUCCAGGAAUAAUUGUUUCCUUUUUAAAAAUUUAUCCUUUAUAUCCAACUCAUGUAUCAUCCAAAAAUAUUCUUUCGAAUGUACUUGCUAAAACUGAUUUAGUCUGGGAGCGUGGAAUUUUGAAAAAGUGUGUAACAGGACUUUGUCAUAAUACCCUUGAUGAAGUUCAACUUAAAAGAGCUUUAGCUUUUGGUUUGUAUGGAGGUGAAUGGGAAGUAAAAACUCAUAAAGGUGAAAUACGAAUUUCUGACCAUCCAUGGAGUUUAUUUGAAGAUCUAUGUGGCGGUAUUAUUUAUUGGUCUGAUUUGGUGUUUGUAUUGAAAAAUGCUAAGCAAUUAGGUAUAGAUAGUGAAUCAGUAGCGCAAGGAAAAGUUAUUGGUUUUCCUUGUUUUACUGAUUUGUAG